AUGUUCUCGCGCUCCGUAUUAAGAGGCUUUGCCUCCGAGCUGCGCUGUGCAGCCACCACAAUCUCCUCCGCCGCUCCCCUUCCCCAGCGAGCAUGCCUCCACCAAACAGCUCGGCUCCACGCCUCACAGCCAGCAUCCUCAUCCCAACCGCCAAAAGCUCCUCUCAGUGCUGAGCCCCGUGCUCAAUUCACCACACCGCCAAUUCAGAGAGGCCCCCGCGUACCAACAGACGAGGACGGCAACCCAAUACCGACGCGCCGCUGCGACAUCCCCUCGAAAAGCAACCCGCCCGAACUACAUCGUCGCCCAGCUCCACGCCCGCCCUACCUCCUCACGGAGGGCGACCACAUCCGCCUGCCAUUCCUGAUGCCCAACGUAAGGAGCGGCGACAUCCUGCGCUUUAACCGCGCCUCCGUCCUCGGGUCCCGCGACUACACCCUUAAAGGCUCGCCGGUGCUCGACGAGCGACUGUUUACGUGCCGGGUGCGCGUAAUCGGUACGGAGUCCGAGCCCAUGCGGAUUAAAGAGAAGACGAAGCGGAGGCAACGCCAUGUGCAGGGCGUCCGGAGCAAGCACAGGUAUACGAUGAUGCGGGUCAUGGAGGUUUCGGUGCAUAGCCCGGAGCAAUUGCUGGCGGAGGGUGCUAUAGUGGUUGAGGAUUCAAAGGAUGUCAUUGAGAAGGCUCAGCAAUGA
Messenger RNA from Penicillium chermesinum, 693 nucleotides. RefSeq names its product mitochondrial 54S ribosomal protein bL21m. The record is from RefSeq and is a predicted model, not a curated record. Lineage: Eukaryota; Fungi; Ascomycota; Eurotiomycetes; Eurotiales; Aspergillaceae. The transcript has 2 exons. The coding region runs from base 1 to 693 and encodes 230 amino acids.